UGCAAGGAGGGACAGGAGAAGACUGGAUCCUCCGUGUUCAGGCCAACGGCGCCGAGCUCGGCCUGACAGUCCAGCGAAACCCCACAGCGACCGGGACAGCACAGCGACAGCACCCCGCGGAUUUAAGCUCGAUAUCGGCCGCCGGUUGGUUGUUGAGGACCGUGCGGUGACUGUGACUCUCCCGUCUCGCCGCAUCAGCAGCUGUCAGCCUAUUAAACAGCAAGACCUCGGAGUUAACGUUGGGUACAUCUGGAUUUAGGAAAUACGGUUCGGACCUAAUCGAGCUUAGACCGGCUUGAGAGGGCUGCAGGGCGGCCGCAGAGCCACGGAUCGCCCGCUGACAAGUUGUCAUCAUGGGCAACGCGCCCACGGCCAGGAAGGGCAGCGAGAUGGAAAGCGUCAAGGAGUUCCUUGCUAAAGCCAAAGAGGACUUCCUCAAGAAGUGGGAGAGCCCCGCACAGAACACUGCUUGCCUGGAGCAGUUUGAGAGGUUGAAAACCCUGGGCACGGGCUCGUUUGGCCGCGUUAUGCUGGUGAGACACAGAGAAACGGGACAGCAUUAUGCCAUGAAGAUCCUCAACAAGCAGAAGGUGGUGAAGCUCAAGCAGAUAGAGCACACUCUGAAUGAGAAGAGGAUUCUUCAGGCUGUCAGCUUUCCUUUUCUGGUGCGGUUAGAGUACUCGUUCAAGGACAACACUAACCUCUACAUGGUGAUGGAAUAUGUACCAGGUGGAGAGAUGUUCUCCCAUCUACGGAGAAUUGGCAGAUUUAGUGAGCCUCACGCUCGGUUCUACGCUGCUCAGAUUGUGCUGACCUUUGAGUACCUGCACGCUUUGGACCUGAUCUACAGAGACCUGAAACCUGAAAACCUGCUCAUAGAUCAACAGGGCUACAUACAGGUGACAGAUUUUGGCUUUGCCAAACGUGUAAAGGGCAGGACCUGGACACUGUGUGGCACCCCAGAAUAUCUGGCCCCAGAGAUUAUUCUCAGCAAGGGGUACAACAAGGCAGUAGACUGGUGGGCACUGGGUGUACUGGUCUAUGAGAUGGCAGCAGGGUACCCACCUUUCUUUGCUGACCAGCCCAUUCAGAUCUAUGAAAAGAUCGUAUCAGGGAAGGUGCGUUUCCCAUCUCACUUCAGUUCAGACCUGAAGGACCUCCUGAGGAACCUGCUACAGGUGGAUCUCACAAAACGUUAUGGGAACCUUAAGAAUGGGGUCAACGACAUCAAGGGACACAAAUGGUUUUCGACCACUGACUGGAUCGCCAUCUACCAGAAAAAGGUGGAAGCUCCCUUCGUCCCAAAGUUCAAAGGACCAGGAGACACCAGCAACUUUGAUGAUUACGAGGAGGAGGAGAUCCGCAUUUCCUUCAAUGAGAAAUGUGCCAAGGAGUUUGCUGAGUUCUAGAGUUAGAGAGCGAGAGAGGAAGAAAGAAGGAAGUAGGGAGAGUCAAAGGUAGGCUGGUCAAGUGGGAGACGCAAGGAGAGAGCACUGUCUCCUGUCCAAUCACAAGCACCAGCUACAAAAAGAGGAGAAAUGGGAUAGAGAAAGGGAAAAAAGAGCAUGGAGACUGAUAACCAGCAGUGUUGCCUUUUCUGUUGCGUUUCUAUUGUAUUUUAUUUAUUAUUCUGUCUUAUUUAUGGAUCCCUUUAUAAUGAAGGUGUGCUUCAGAUUCAUGGAUGUUGGGAACCCCUCUCAUUUAGAGUUGCCUCUACACAUUUUCACCCAAGAUCUUCCCUGCUCUUUUAUUGUUUCAUUCAUUGUUUACUCACUUUUGCGCCACAAGAUAAAAAAAACAAAAAAACAAAAAACAGUCAGUCUGUUCUAAACUACUGCUCAGUCUGUUAGUGAUUACAUGAAGCCCAUUGAGUCUUGUACAAGUUGAGGUCUCAGUCUGCACAAAAGUUUCUUAAAUUUAAACUGAUAACUUGGCUUAACUCGCUCGUUCCCCCGGUGAACAGCAGUUUAAAUGAAUCACACACAUAUGCACUUUCAGCUUGAACGACUUUACGUUUUGCGGUUACGUCUUAUUUUUUUUCCGUAAAUACUUAAACCUCUUCCUGUUCACGUUGUAGACAGCAUACACCGAGUCACAGGAACGAUCGGCCAAAAGAAAAACAAAUCAUGUGAUGCGUUGUGUGCUCAAACAGUCCGAGACAGAUGACACUUUAGGGAGAAAAAGAAAAAAAAUCAGUCAGGUUUUUACUGUAUAACUCCAUCAAUACUUCUUGUCAUUGUUAGCAUAGCCAGGCUUUGUGCAUAUCUACAGCACUCAGUUUUAAAUGUUAUUAGAGACUAGUCGCUCCAGUGAUAUCAUGCCACGCUAACAAACAAGGGAAUGUGGAUAAGGGAAUGGAAAUAUCUCAGUUUUUGAUGGUGUGGUGAAGGAACACCGUCACAUAAUGGUAUCUCAGGUUUGAACAUAUCACUUAAUAGAGACAUCCUAUCAACAUAAUGCGUUGGGAUCGGCAGGUAAUGAAGGUAUGAAAGACACUCGCUUAGGAUUUACAAUAGAUACGGAUAUUUAAAGUUCUGGUUAGAGUCAAGAGGAACAUAAGGGAAUAUUAAGACUUUAGGUUAGCGUCUUCCACAGUUUUCCCCUUCCAGAAGAUGAUUUGGUUUUUCUAACUUAACAACUCUGUUUGGUCUUUGAGCUCAGAGCUCACUUAGCAGUAAAGUUGAUUCUGCAUGUUGAAUGAGUCAUUUGGCAUUUUCCAACUGAAAGAGACCACCUGAGGCAGACUACCUCAAACUGCUUCUGGCACUUUGACCUGUCACUGAUGGCGGUGCGGAUAGUGUGCUCUGGCCUGAUGGCCUUUUAUAGAAAACCUGUGUUUUUGUUCAUCCCCGCCCCACCAGCACCCGGCCCCUUCCUCUUAUCACUAUCAACGUUGGACCACACUCCAUGUGACUUACAGUCUUACAUGUUACAACAACUCUAUUCGCGUUUCUGUUUUUGAAACACGCACAGUUUUUGUUUCAUUUUUGUUUCUCAGUGUGUUUGACCAUGAUGUAAAGAUGACCGGCGCUCCAGUGAACUGGUUAAGAAAAAGUUGAGCAUCUGGAGCCGAGUAGAGCUUGUUCUAAGAAAAGACAAAAUGUCCUUAGUGCACAGUAUACAACCUGUCUAUUUAAAGUACAUGACACACUUCAGGUGUUCAAUGCCUCUUUAGCUCCCGAGCUAUUAUGGCAAAGUGCUUAAACAGUGCCCAAAAUGGUGGUCAAUGUGGGAUUUGUUCAUUCAGACUUUAUCAAAUAAAACCAAGUGACAUUCGUGUCUGUUUCAAAACAUUAAAAUGCCUUCUUUAUAGCUGUAUUUUAAUGUGCCACCAUUAUCAAGAUACUCUAAUUUGGUUAAUACAGAUGCUUCAGUUUUUCUCCCAUCAUUUUAAACUACAGAUAUUUUUGAUUCAUGUGAGUCCUUCCUGUCCAGAAUAGUUCAGAUAAGGUGAAAUAUAACUCACCUUUUCUCACAAUUACACAUUUGUAAUGUGUAAUUGUGUGUGUGUGUGUCAUUUGUAAUAUGGAAUGAUAUUUAAAAUGACCUAAAAUCAAGCAGGAGUACUAAAUGAUCUAUUUCAGAUGAGGUUUAGUCCAAUGUGGCUCAAUGUCCACAGCUGGAUGACGCUGUUGGGGGGCCCCGGGCCCCUAUAAACCCACCGCUCCUUCCACUCUCUGUACAUUGUGUACAAUACUACUAUGCUGGAAUAUUAUAUGGCCCGAGUGGUAUUCUGUUAAACACAAAAAUUGGGAAUAUGCACCAUGUGAGCACAGAAUCAGCUGCAUUAAUGAAGGUCUUAAAGGGGCACUCCACGGAUUAAACAACAGGGCCUCAGAUAUCAGAUAUCCUGAGUUUGUAGUCUCCACGCCGAGGCAACAGAAACAGAACUGUAAAUGAACCAGAGUUUGUCUAGAAGGCUAAUUUUCAUCUGUUGUCCCUGAUCAGAUGUUAAAAAGGCAACCAAAAAAUAGAAUAAAAGACACAUCUGAUGAAUUUCAUACACACAAAGAAGAAGAAAUAUGUACUAAAUAGUACGGUCCACUAAUAAUAAUCGGUGCAAUAUCUGUUGACAUUGUGCUGCAUAUUCCCAAACAAAGUUACAGUUGGUCAAAUGACCACAAACCAACUGCUGCAGUGAACCUGCAGCUUUUGGGUGCACCCGGGGGUCUGGGGGCAGCUGCCUGCAAUGUGUCUGGUAAAUAAGCUUUUUGAUUGAUUGGUUUUUUAUCCAAGAAAGACUCACAUACAUGACAACCAAUUUGUGACCAGAGGGUCCAUCCCUUCCCCCUGUGUUACACUCCUUUUCACUACUUUUUAUAUGUAGUGCUCAACUACUGAGAAGUGUUUCCACUUCUUUCUCACCUGGAAAGAGGUGAAACAGCUGAAAGACUCCAAUUUUUAUUGAUUGAUCAGUCUGAAGUGAAAGUGGGCAGAUAGAUGGUGGCAGAAGCUGCAGAGUGGCUGCACACAGCCUACUUGUAGUCAUCAGCUGUCCUAUUGGUUAUUAUGGACUAAUUUACAAACCUUUUAUUAUUGUUAUUAUUAUUAUGACAUUGUUGUAAAUCACUUGUUGAGAUUUCACAUCCGCUGUAUUUCCUCCAUGUCAAGUUUAAUGUUGACUAUAUCAUCAUGGACAAAAUGUUUGAAGUUAUAAUACAAUAUUAUUCUGUGUCUCCUCGAUGUUUUUGCAGUGAUACAACUUCCUCUCGAUGCAGGCACAAUGCCGGUGCAUACUGUCGCACUUUUUAGGGAAAUGAGACCCCAAUGUAAACCAUGUUAACCCCCGCCACACAUAGGCCUACAAACAUACACACACAUACACACACAGUCAUACACACACUGCAAAGGGAAGCGUCUAAAGUCACGGGAACAAGUGACAUAAAAACACGAAGUGUAAUAUUUUGCAACAUGAGUAUCAUUCCAAUAAAGUUUUACUUGUAAAAUUCUA
Messenger RNA from Thunnus maccoyii (southern bluefin tuna), 4951 nucleotides. RefSeq names its product protein kinase, cAMP-dependent, catalytic, alpha, genome duplicate b (gene prkacab). Gene Ontology annotation, biological process: peptidyl-serine phosphorylation. Gene Ontology annotation, molecular function: ATP binding; protein kinase A regulatory subunit binding; cAMP-dependent protein kinase activity. Gene Ontology annotation, cellular component: nucleus; cAMP-dependent protein kinase complex. The transcript is spliced from 11 exons. The record is from RefSeq and is a predicted model, not a curated record. Bases 354 to 1409 code for a protein of 351 amino acids. Lineage: Eukaryota; Metazoa; Chordata; Actinopteri; Scombriformes; Scombridae.